UGGAACCAACAGCUGCUGGGAGGGCUCAAGAGUCACAAGCCUCUUCCCUUCCUGACUGCUUUUGCCAUUAGCUGCAAAGCACUCGGACAUUUAGCCUCAUCUGCUGUUGAGAGCCAAAAGAAAUCUCCCACAAUGGCUCUUGACAAAGUCAAGGGUCUUUGCACAGAUGCUGACAUUGAUAUACGUGUCAUCUCAGGUGUGCUUUGUGGCUCAGCUGCUGCCCUCUUGACACUAAAAUGGGUGAACCAGAGAAGAGUCCAGAAGAAACUUGAGGAUGCCAAAAGAAAGAGAGAGCUUGGCUUUCAACGUAUGGAGAAGGCAGCAAAACAGUUCAAACAGCAGAACCCAGGAGUGAAAGCAGCUCCAAUCCUCUCUCUUCCUCUUGUGGAUCUGGCUGCCAAGUUGAAAGAUGGCUCCUUGUCUCCAGAAAGUGUCCUGUACACCUACAUGGAAAAGGCUUUAGAUGUAACCCGGGAAAUCAACUGUGUGACAAACUACCUUCCAGAAUGCGAGGAACAGCUCCAGGAAGUGAAGAAACGGGAGAAAGGGUUGCUUUAUGGAGUCCCUGUCAGUAUCAAGGAAAAUGUUGCAUGCAAGGGGUAUCCCAACACACUUGGUCUUGUGAAAUUUCUAGACUGUCUUGAGCUGGAGGACUCCGUAAUAGUCAAGGUAUUAAAGAAGCAAGGAGCAAUUCCAUUUGUAAAGACCAACACUUCCCAGGCCAUUUUAAACAUUGACUGUGGCAAUACACUCUUUGGACAAACCCUGAACCCAUUCAACCACAAAAAAUCCUCAGGAGGCUCCAGUGGAGGGGAAGCGGCACUUAUUGGAGGAGGAGGCUCUAUUCUUGGGAUUGGAACAGAUGUGGCUGCAAGUAUCCGAGUACCUUGUGGCUUUUGUGGGAUCUGUGGAUUCAAACCCACCGGCUAUAGAGUGAGCGACAAAGGUUCUACCACUCCUAUACCUGGAAUGGACUCAGCUAUCUCUGUGCCUGGUCCAAUGGCAAGAAAUGUGGACAGUCUGGUUCUGUGCAUGAAGGCCCUUCUCUGUGAUGAAAUGUUUCACCUAGAUCUAGCUGUGCCACCACUGCCCUUCAAUGAAGAGAUUUACUCUAGUUCCAGGCCCCUCCGCAUUGGAUACUACGAUGAUGAUGGAUAUUUCCAGUCAUCUCCCAGUAUGAAACGAGCUGUGCAGGAAACUAGAAAACUCCUUCAAGAAGCAGGGCAUACGCUGAUACCCUUCACUCCCCCACGAAUUGAUUUUUUGGUGGAUGAGCUCUUCACUAAAGGCCUCUAUGCUGAUGGAAGUUCCACCUUAGUGGAAAAAUUUAAUGGAGAGUUUGUGGAUUCCACUUGGACAAACCAGAUACGUUGUUGCAGACUGCCAAAUUUGCUGAAGAGGAUUCUAGCUUUCAUCUUAUCACCUGUGUUUCCAAGAAUCUCCAGACAUCUACAUGCACUCCUUGGAGUAGGGUCCGUGAAAAACCUCUGGAAGAACAAUGCUGACCGAAUGGCUUAUCGUGAAGAAUUCAUUGACGAAUGGAGGAAGCUCAAACUGGAUGUUAUGCUUUGUCCUGCUUUGGGGCCAGCUUUUAAUCUUGGAUAUGCUGGGAAACUAUUUGUUGCUACUACCUAUACCCACCUGUAUAACAUCUUGAAUUUUCCUGCUGGAGUUGUGCCAGUCAGUACAGUUACUCCAGCUGAUGAGGAGGAGUUGAAACUUUACAAAGGACAUUAUGGAGACCCCUGGGAUACUAGAAUGAAGGAGGCUGUGGAAGGUGCUAUUGGGCUCCCUGUGGCAGUACAAUGUGUGGCCCUGCCAUGGCAAGAGGAAUUAUGUCUUCGGUUCAUGAAGGAGGUAGAAAGAGUCUCUCUUGAGAAGAGAGGAAGGAGGAAAGUCUGAACCAGUUAGAAAGGAUCUGGGAAGGAAUUCAUUGUAUCUGCAAAUAAACUUUUGUGUUGGCUUCCUUGA
Messenger RNA from Anolis sagrei ordinatus, 1971 nucleotides. RefSeq names its product vitamin D3 hydroxylase-associated protein-like. The record is from RefSeq and is a predicted model, not a curated record. NCBI's taxonomy places the organism in Eukaryota, Metazoa, Chordata, Lepidosauria, Squamata, Anolidae. Gene Ontology annotation, biological process: fatty acid catabolic process. Gene Ontology annotation, molecular function: amidase activity; fatty acid amide hydrolase activity.